CGCAUGCGUGUAACUUUACAGCGGGAAAUACUAAAUGAUCGUCUUGCGCCAAAUCUGACAAGAAGAUAACAAGUAAUUUCAUCGAUCUUACUUACGGAUUAUAUUAUUACAGACAUGACUGGUGUGUUAGAAGAAGCUGAGGAUACAAAAGAGGCUGUCCCGAUUGCUGAGGGCACUAAGGAUCCCCCGGGAAAGCGGAUGGAGGAUGAAACCAGUGAGAAAAUGGACUCAGGGAUGGAUGAUGAAAUGACAGGAACAUCUCCAGAUAUUGCAGACCUCAACUCUGACAGUGACGAUGAGCCUGUGGUCAUAAAGAAGAAAAACAAGAAACAUUUGAUGAUUGACGACGACGACGAUGAUGACAGCAAGGACAUUCAUGGUGAUGUGGACCAUGCCAGCAGAGAUGGGGAGAGCAUGUCUGAUGAAGAAGCUGAGAGUAAUAUUAAAACUACAAAUGUAAAUGGUGCAAAGAAAAAGACAAUUUCCGAGGCUCUCUCCAGCAUCAUGGAUAGUGAUUCAGACAACGAUGAGGAUGCUCAGUCAAACUCUUCAAUGAAGGUUGAUGAAAAAGGCAAUGCUAGUGGAGAAGAAAGUGACAGCCUGACAGAGGUCAUCAAGAAAAAGAAGGCAAACAAGGAAGCUGUUGACAGUGAGGAUGAAGAUCCCAAACAAGAUGCCUCUCAAAAAAAGAUGAAUAUAUUCAACAGUGACCUCUUUGAUGCAGAAGAUAGUGAUUCUGAUACAGCAGCAUCCCCUAGGGACGGGGACAGUGACGGCAGUGGAGGAAAGAGCAGUGAUGAGGAUAAUAAUGCGGAUGACGAGGGAUUUGAUGAAGACAACCUUGAUCCCAAGCUUAAAGCCAAACUCCUGAAAAUGAAGGGAGCAGCCAAGAAACCUCGCCAGGGAAAAGACAGGAAGGCUAAACCAAAAGGAGACGACUUAAUGGACAUCCACAGUGAAUCACAAAGGCUUGUCCGAGAGUCUCAGGUAUCAUUGCCAUAUCACCAGCCGACGCCCAAGUCUCUCAAUGAUUUUCUGGCACGAGCGACAAAGAAACAACAAGAUUACAAAGCUCUCAGGGCAGUCCGAGAAUUCAAGAAACCCAGUGUGAUUCAACAUGUGAUUGCCAACUGUUCCCCCGCUGUCCUAUGCUCCUCCAGUCAGCCUCAACACAGUGAUACAGAUGCCACGCCCAACCCUAAUUAUGCCACGCCCACCUCAGAUCCAGUCACAAAGACUCAGGAUCUCAAGGAUGAAACCACACACCAGGAUGCCCUCAGUAAAAAGAUGGACUUCGAAGGCGAUGAACUCCCUGACUUGGAUGAGAACUUUCGUAUAAAUGACAAUAUUGUAAAUAAAAUGGAACCGACAAACCCUGAAGAAAUGAUUACAGAAACUGUGAAUGAAGUUAUGGAUGUAGAUCCCGAUACAACUUCAGAAGUGACGGUGGAAAACGUACAUAAAGAUAACAGCUGCCUAGAAAGUCCUACAGACUUGGAACAUGCUGAUGUAGAUAGUAACAAUGACACUAAACAGACUGAUAGUGCAUGUGUUCCUGAUGAGCUUCCUGGGGACAGGGACCAUAGUGCUAAUGGCAAGGAAGAAACUCCUGAUAGUGAGGUAACUCUUGGCAUGACGCCCAAAAUCCAAGCUUUGUCCUCUCUGAAGAAUGAAACGCCCAAGCUGAGCGGUGGGCCGGACUCCUUCAUUGAUCUGGAUGACGAUGGUGAAGCGGAGCCAGUGUACACUGGUAGAGAUAAACUCAUGAACCGAUUUUUGGAACAUUCUAAAAAGAAGCAACACAAACAUGCCAAAGAUGUUGAUAUUAGUAUUGUAGAGAAAGCAGCCGUGUCUGACGAUACGACGGAGCUGAAACUGACGUCCAUUACGUACCACGUGGCCGAGGAGGAGGACAAUACACUACAGAAGCUGGACAGACCAGGAGCCAAGCUACUGGCCCUGAAAGAGCAACUUCAGAACAAAAUGAAGGUGAAGCGCGAGGAGUCCCGCCAGAAGCGGCAGGAAAUCUAUGCACUGGAGAAUGAGGAGGGUUUCGAGGGCGGCACUGACACGGAGGAGGAGAGAAUCCUGGACAACGCUGAUGAGAUGUCGGAGAAGUCGGACACUGACAUUGAGGAUGAUCAGUUUGAUGCCGAGUUUGGGGAGGAAGAAUUUGAGGAAGAGGAGGAAGUUGAAGAAAGAGAGGCAAACCCUUUCUUGGACGGGGAGGCAGAGGAAGAUGAUGACGACUACAACCCUGACAAGGACGUCAAUGCCGGGCGUGCUGAUGACGAUGAUGACAUUGAAGAUAGUGAAGAGGAGGAGGGAGACACCAUGAAACUAAAGCUGGACACAUCUGAUGACGAUGCAGACGAUGACCUUGAGAAUCUUUCACAGAAUGUGCGGUCCAGCUCCAAGAAGAAGCGGAAACACGUGCGCCAGCUGACCAUCAGUGAUGACGAGGAGAGCAACCUGCCUCCUGCCCAGGCCACCAGACAGGAACCAAGCAAAGCCAGUUUCAAGAUUCCAACAGAAGGGGUAUCUCCAAAGGACAAUUUGGAAGAAGACGACGACCUCAUGUCCCCCCUCACAAAACACCUGACAGCCACACAAACACAGAAGCCCAAGAAGACGUCGAGCCUGUCGCUUCCUAUCGAGGACUCCCAGGAUCUGUACGGCACUGCAGCAGAGCCCUUCACCUCCUCCAUGUACCCCGCCAGUGAUGUCCAGCCAUCCCAGGGCCUCAACUUCCUCAUAGAAGACUCGCAGUCUCAGAUGUUGGAUGCUGAUGGGUUCUUCAAAGUGAAGUCCACCACCAAGAAGCCAUCACAAGCCUCUCUCGGGCUGAAAGACAUAUCUAGCACCCAGGACAACAUGGCCGAAUUCAUGGGCCUGUGCUCUGGCCAGUUUGUAGAAAGUCAAGAUGACAGUAAGAAGUCGUCGUGCAAGCAGCUGUUUGGCAACAACGCAGAUUCUGCCGCUGAUGCAACACAAGGUGGCAUGGAUGAGUUGCUGGGUCUGUGUUCAGGGAUGUUCCCAGGAGAGGCCACUCAGGGCAAGUCUCAGGGACGCAAGAGGAAGCUGGAGGAAGAUGAGGAGAGUAAUACGUCCUUCACCUUGCUCUCCGACAAUGAGGCUCAAAUGGACAGUGAUAAGGAUGAGCUAGCUGAUGAUGAGAAUCCUGAUGAAGACUAUGAUGAGGUUGAUGGAGACAUUCCUCAGAAACCUCAACAAGUGACAAAAUCGUUCCGAGGGUUCAGAGGGAAGAUAACAGGGAAAAUGCGACAAGAGUUUAUCGAGGAUGAGGCGGAGUUGUCCGGUUCAGAGGCAGAGAGUGAUGAAGAUCUGGACCUCCCCGAGGAUGAGGACAUCAUGGAGAUGGAGCUGGGGGACCAGGAUGUAGCGAUGACCGAGGACGAGCUCCGCAACCAGGUUGGACGAGCCCAUCUGAAGGAAACUAUCGAUGCCGACAAGCGUGAGAUUCUUCGACUACAAGAGAUGUACCUGCCGGAUGGAGAUCUGUACUCAGAAGGGGGAGGCAGGAUGAGAAGGUUUAGAUGGAAAAAUAUGGAUGACGAUACCCAGCAGGACAUGUUUGGAGGUGGGGGGUCUGACGAGGACGCACCAGAGGAGGAUGCUGACGAGUUAAAAUGGAGGAUGGAGAGAUUUGAGAGGGAGAAGUUUUUACAGGAAGAAAGGGAAAAAGAUGAGAAUGAAAAUGCAAACAGCCAGUUUUUCAAGCUCGGAAAGAAGUUUGCUUUGAAAGUAAAAGAUCCCGUGAAGAUUCUCCCUGAGAGACAAUGCAAGAAGCCCCAGGCUGAGAAGAAGGCUGCCCCCAGCCCAGCCAAGCCGGCACUGAAACCAGCGAAUCAGCGGAAAGGGUCAUUCCUCACACGUGGUAAAGAAGCACUGGCAAAGAUUGCCGAAAGAACAAAAUCUGGAGUCAAUCCCAAUGCCACGAGACAUUCGAAAAACUUUGUAUUCCAGGUUGUCUCCCCUGAAAAAUCUGAAGCUGCAUUACAGUCAAAGCCAGUUUCCCGUCCAGCAGCGCACAAGAGGCCAUCUAACUUGCCUCCUGCUAAACGCCAGAGAACCAAGACACACGAGUCAAAGUCCAGCAGUAGUAUAUUCAACCUCCUAGAGAGGUGACAUGACAGUGUAGCAGCCUACUCAUAGGACAUAACCUGUCACCUCAUCUCGAGAGGUCCCAUGCUUGUUGAAUGAAGAUGUUUUGUGUGACGUGUGUACGGACUGAUGAUGUGGAUACUUGUGCUGUUUGCCACAUGUGUGGUUGGCCUCGAUUCAAUUAAUUACAGUACUGUAAAAGGCGACUAUGCUUGUCGUAAGAGGUGACAAACAGGAUCGGGUGCCAGGCUCGCUGACUUGGUUAAUGCAUGUGAUCAUAUCCCAAUUGCGUGGAUCGAUGCUUGUGAUGUCAAUCACUGGAUUGUCUGGUCCAGACUGGAUUAUUUACAGACCGCCAUCAUAUAGCUGGAAUAUUGCUGAGUGCGGCGUUAAACAACAAACAAACAAGCAGCUAUCAUGUGGCCAAUACAUUGCUGAUGUUGGCAUCUCACGACAUCCACUCACACGCUUCACAUCAUCUACACUCCAACAAAAUGUUUGGACUACUGUUGAGAUGGCAUGCUGGAAGAUAACAAAGGGGACAUAUGUUUAAUAGCUCAAAUAUGUAUAGAUAACAUGUUAUCAUUUGAAAGAAAAGAUGAUCAUUAUUUAUAUGUGAAAAAUAAAAUAUGUAAAAAAAAACCAGUAUGUUUGUCACAAUCAGUAUUGAACUGCUUGUACAUUCAAAGCAGGCACAGGUCAGUUGUUUUUUAUGUCAGUGCACAUGUGCUUGCUAUGUAUAUAUUAUGUAUAUAUUUGUUUAUUUAUCAUCUGUCCAGUGGUUUCACAAAGAUUCUAAAUCUGAUGCAUGAAUCACAAAUGUGUUCUUUAUUUGAUUUUAUGAGUCUGAUAGUUUGUUGUACAUAGUGUCAGAGAUGUAUAUGUAAUAUAAAAUAAAAUACUGUGAAAUAAAGAUAGCAACAACA
This is a messenger RNA of Haliotis rufescens (red abalone), 5051 nucleotides long. Its product is annotated as claspin-like. Lineage: Eukaryota; Metazoa; Mollusca; Gastropoda; Lepetellida; Haliotidae. The transcript has 30 exons. Gene Ontology annotation, biological process: mitotic G2 DNA damage checkpoint signaling; activation of protein kinase activity; mitotic DNA replication checkpoint signaling. Bases 115 to 4149 code for a protein of 1344 amino acids. Gene Ontology annotation, molecular function: anaphase-promoting complex binding. The record is from RefSeq and is a predicted model, not a curated record.